AUGGACCGUGAAGCUUUCGUCAAAGGGCAGCUUGAAGCCGUUCACAAAGCACUCACAAAAUAUGAAGUACCUCUUAAACCAAAGCAUGCUCGUCGCCUAAUUGUUGGCACCCACCAGGAGAGGUCCGCGGCUGUAUUUUGGAAUGCUGUCAAUCGGAUUCAAUUAGAGAAGAACCCUGUAAUGACAUGGAAGUUCUGCCACCUUUUACACAAGUUAAUUCGCGAUGGACAUAGAAAAGUACCAGAGGAAUCUCAUAGGUUUUUAUCGAGAAUUAAGCAACUCGGUCAGUUCUGGAAGCACCUGAAUACUUCUGGUUAUGGAAUCUGCAAUGAGACUUACACUAAGCUGCUGGCAGAGAGGCUUGAAUUCCAUAGAAAGUACCCUGUAAUGCCGGGCAGUCUCAUUCUAACUGAAUCUCAAAUCAAAACUCUCGAAGGGGACUUAGACAACGCUUUCGAAAUGACGAUCGAUAUGUUGGAUCAAAUGGAUAAUUUGCUCAAUUUGCAAUCAAACGUGUACGAUGCGAUGGAGUGCCUUCGGUGGAGCUCCUUAGUUCCUCAAGGGCAGUGUUUGCUCGCUCCACUGAUUUUAGUUAUACUGGACACAAGCAAGUUCUACGACUAUCUUGUGAAGAUGAUUUUCAAACUCCAUGGGCAAUUGCCCCCCGACGCACUUGAUGGACACCGUGCCAGGUUCAGGGAAGUCUUCCGAAGGACAAAGAAGUUCUACGAAGAAUCUAGUAAUCUACAAUACUUUAAAUAUUUAGUUUCAAUACCUACGUUACCUUCGGCAGCGCCUAACUUUCUCCAAGCCUCUGAUCUGGACAGCUAUCAAACGCCGCACGCCUAUUUACAUUCUGAAGGUUCUGAAGAUGGCCAAUCGGUUGCCGCUGAUGAAGUCUUGCUUGACCUCGGCUCAGACGAACCGCGGUACGAGCAACAACCACAACCUUCUGAUCAAUCGGAUCGAAGAGAUGAACAAAUAUUGGCGCUAACUCGGGACCUCGAAGAUGAACGAUUCGCCAAGGAACGACUUAUAGCGGAGGCACGUUCUCGUAUCGAACAGUACGAAAAUAGGCUGACUCAAAUGCAGGGAGAUUAUGAACAUGCCCGAAGAGAAGCAGACGAAGCGCGUGAGGAGUGCGAGCGAUUACGGAACGAUCUAGCUACUAGAGAUGCUCAGCGUGUUGAAAGUGAUGACGUGCGGGUACAGGAAGCACAGGAACAGACGCGGUUAGCCGAACAGCGUUUCGGUAAAAUGAAGGCUGCGUACGAGAAAUUCCGAACUGAACAUGUUGCGGCUCUUACGAAGUUGGGAGAAUUGCAGAAAGAAUUUGAAGCAAGUGAAAAGAGUAGGAUGGACAAAGAUGAAGAGAUAACAUGUUUGAAUAGAAAACUCGAAGAGAGCGAAAAAGGUCUUUCGUUAGUUUCAUCUAAAGCAGAAGGUGACGCAGCAGCAGUAGAUGAGCUGCGAUCACAGCUGGCGAAAGCCGACAUUGAAAUGGAAGAAUUGCGUCAGAAUCUCGAACAUCUCAAGGCCGAACACAAGGCAGAACUGGUCAGUGCUUCAGAUCGUUUUGUGGAUGAAAAAGCUGCCGUCGAAAAGAAGAUAGACGGAGGAAUCCGCGCAGCCGUGUCAACAAUUCUUCUCCGUUGUGAUGAAGAGCUACCCAAUGUCACCUCCAUAUCCUAUCCUCCUCAUCUUGCGCAGUCUGCACUAAACGCCUUCAUUUUGCUAUUGGGUGAAAAAGAUUCGCCGACAGUGCUCGACUUAAUACUGCUGGCGCACUCUUGUGUUCUGUCUAUCAGUGCAUGUGCUGCUGCUGCCUACACGGCUUCCAUACAGCACUUCGAUGAUGUAAACGAGCAAUGUCAUCUUGUGAUACGCACAGCAAGGGAAGCUUUCACUUCACAGAUGUUGAAUAUCGAACAGUUAAGCUUGGAAGCAAGCAAACUUCAACGGAUGAUGGCCGAAUUGCCUCAGCAGACUGACGUGGACAAGGAUAUUGUUGGUGCUGAACUCGAAAGCGAAAUGAUGCGCAUGAGUGAAGCAAUUCGCGCAGCUGUAGAAGAAAUCGAAAAAAUUCAAGAGAGAGCACGCAUCAAUACAGAGGGAAUCAGGUUGCAAGUCAAUGAGGCAAUCCUUGGAUGUUGCCAGCAACUGAUGUCUGCUAUCAUGGCGUUGGUUAUCUCAUCUCGAGAACUUCAAAUGGAGAUUGUUGCUGCUGGCAAAGGUGGUGCUUCCCCUCAUGAAUUCUACAAGCGAAAUCACCAGUGGACUGAGGGCCUUCUAUCAGCUGCAAAAGCUGUUGGCGUAGCCGCACGUGUGCUAGUGGAGUCUGCUGACGGUGUGGUUACUAGGCAAGGAAAGUUCGAGCAUCUCAUUGUCGCUGCCCAGGAGAUCGCAGCGUCCACAGCACAAUUGUUUGUAUCUAGCCGUGUUAAAGCCGACAAAGAUUCUCAAAAACUUGCUGCCCUAUCUGUUUCAUCUAAAAGUGUCAAUCAAUGUACUGCUCAAGUUGUGGCUGCUGUAAAGAAUGCACAAACUACUCUGAAUGAUCAAGAUAACCUUGAUUUCUCUCAUCUCACCCUACAUGAGGCGAAAAAGGAAGAAAUGGAAUCUCAGGUGCGUAUGUUGGAAUUAGAGCAACAACUGGUUAUGGAAAGGAAGAGGUUAGCUGAGCUGAGGAAGCAGCAUUACCACAUGGCACAGCUGGCUGUGGCUGAGCAGAAUGGAGGGGGCGGAGAUGGAGAACGCGACCCGUCUUUCGAGUUUGUUGGCUGA
Messenger RNA from Haemonchus placei, 2784 nucleotides. NCBI's taxonomy places the organism in Eukaryota, Metazoa, Nematoda, Chromadorea, Rhabditida, Trichostrongylidae. The record is from the annotation of a GenBank genome assembly.